AUGAAAGCUUUGGCUCGAAGUUAUGUUUGGUGGCCCAAAAUGGAUGCAGACAUUGAGAAACUCUGCAAGUUAUAUAUUGGUUGCACCAACACACAAAUAAUGCCUAAUGCGUCUCCAGUUCACCCAUGGGAUUGGCCAACAAGUCCUUGGCGACGAAUACACAUAGACUUUGCUGGGCCUUUCCUGCAGUUGAUGUUUUUGAUUGUUGUAGAUGCUCAUAUCAAAUGGCCAGAAAUAAUUCCCAUGAAGAAUACCUUUGCAUCACAAACAAUUAUAGCACUUCGAAACAUAUUUGCACGAUUUGGACUACCCGAACAGGUAGUAUCUGAUAAUGGUCCUCAAUUCAUCUCAAGCGAGUUUGAGACCUUCAUGAAGAGAAACAAUAUUAAACACAUAACUUCGGCACCCUACCAUCCAAGAACCAAUGGUCUGGCAGAACGGUUUGUACAGUGUUUCAAGAAUGCAAUUAAACAUGCAAAGAAUGAUGGUAAUGACUUAAACCAAAAGCUGAAUACCUUCCUGUUACAAUAUCGAAAUACUCCCUAUGCCACUACAGGAGAAUCACCAUCAGUCCUGAUGUUUGGAAGAAGACUUAGGACUCGCCUGGAUACUUUAAAACCGGAUAUCAGAAAAACUGUGCAACAGUCUCAAGAUCAGAUGAAAAGAUCGGAGUUGUCUGUGCGUGAUUUUAAAGUCGGCGAAACUAUUAUGGUUAGGGAUUACCGCAACAGCAAUAAAUGGAUUCCAGCUACGAUCAGUAGAAAAACUGGUCCAAUAUCCUAUCAAGUUGAUGUUGGACGCAACAUAUGGCGACGUCAUGCUAACCAAAUUCAGCCCAUCAUUUCCAGAAAGAAAUGGUAA
Molecule: messenger RNA, 861 nt
Organism: Gigantopelta aegis
Lineage: Eukaryota; Metazoa; Mollusca; Gastropoda; Neomphalida; Peltospiridae
Exons: 1
Coding region: 1-861 (286 amino acids)
Biological process (GO): DNA integration
Molecular function (GO): nucleic acid binding
Source: RefSeq, a predicted model, not a curated record